UUCCUGUCGGAGGUUGAUGCCUGGUGUAAAGUGUGCAGUGAGGGAGGGUUACCGUCCGAAAUGCAGGAGCUGGAAAUCGCCAUCCAUCGCCACCAGAGUCUGUACGAGCAGGUGUCCCAGGCUUACACCGAGGUGAGUCAGGAUGGUAAAGCCCUAUUGGACGUCCUCCAGAGGCCUUUGAGUCCAGGCAACUCUGAAUCGCUGACAGCCACUGCCAAUUACUCCAAAGCGGUUCACUGCAUCCUGGACGUGGUUCACGAGAUUCUCCACCAUCAGCGGCGUCUCGAGAAUAUUUGGCAGCAUCGAAAGGUCCGACUGCACCAGAGACUGCAGCUGUGUGUGUUCCAGCAAGACGUCCAGCAGGUGAUGGACUGGAUAGAAAACCACGGCGAAGCUUUCCUCAGCAAACACACUGGUGUUGGGAAAUCCCUUCACAGAGCGCGAGCCCUGCAGAAAAGACACGACGACUUUGAAGACGUAGCUCAGAACACGUACACUAAUGCGGACAAGUUGCUGGAAGCGGCAGAGCAGCUAGCUCAGACCGGAGAGUGCGACCCUGAGGAAAUCUACAAGGCCGCCCGGCACCUGGAAGUCCGAAUCCAGGACUUUGUGCGCCGGGUGGAACACAGGAAGCUGCUGCUCGACAUGUCCGUGUCCUUCCACACACACACCAAGGAGCUGUGGUCGUGGAUGGAGGAGCUUCAGAAGCAGCUGCUGGAUGAGGUUUGCUGUGAUUCUGUGGAUUCGGUGCAGAGUCUGAUCCAGCAGUUUCAGCAGCAGCAGACGGCCACACUGGAGGCAACGCUCAAUGUGAUUAAAGAGGGAGAGGAACUAAUGCAGCAGCUCAGAGACGCAGCCAUGUCGACCAAUAAGACGCCUCACUGCAGUUCCAUCGCUCACAUCCAGGGGGUGCUGCAGCAGCUGGACGAGGCUCAGGGUCAGAUGGAGGAACUGUUCCACGAACGCAAAAUCAAACUGGACAUCUUCCUCCAGCUACGCAUAUUUGAGCAGUAUACUAUAGAGGUCACAGCAGAGUUGGAUGCCUGGAACGAGGAUCUGUCUCGACAGCUGGGCGACGGCAGCCGAUCGGGCGGCAGCAGCGCCAGCAGCACCGGGGGGGGCGGCGCCUCCUCUGGCGGCGCAGAGGAGAUCGGCCUGGCAGAGCAGCGGCUCAAACGACACGCCGAGAGGAAGGCCGCCAUGAACAAUAUGACCUACGAAGUGAUGCAGCAGGGCCAAGACCUGCACCAGUACAUCAUGGAGGUCCAGGCUUCAGGGAUCGAGCUGACGGGGGAGAAGGACAUGGACUUGGCCUCUCAGGUCCAGGAGCUGCUGGAGUUCCUGCAUGAGAAGCAGCAGGAGGUGGAGCUCGCGGCGCAACACACACACACCCGGCUGGAGCAGAUCCUGCAGCUGCGCCACCUACAGGGCGAGGUCAAACAGGUGUUGGGUUGGAUUCGUAAUGGUGAGUCCAUGUUGAACGCCAGCAUGGUGAACGCCAGCUCUCUGUCUGAGGCCGAGCAGCUGCAGCGGGAACAUGAGCAGUUCCAGAUGGCUAUAGAGUCUCUCUUUCAUGCUAAUUCUCUCCAGAAGACACAUCAGAGUGCUUUGCAAGUCCAGCAAAAAGCUGAGAUCAUGCUUCAGGCCGGUCACUACGAUCCGGAGGCCAUCAGAGGCUGUGCUGAGAAAGUGGCCGUCCACUGGCAGCAGCUGAUGCUAAAGAUGGAGGACCGGCUGAAGCUGGUCAAUGCCUCGGUGGCUUUUUACAAGACAUCUGAACAGGUGUGCAGUGUGUUGGAGAGUCUGGAGCAGGAGUAUCGUCGGGAUGAGGACUGGUGCGGCAGCCAUGAUAAACUGGGGCUGUCGGCAGACUGCGAACACCUCCUCCCUCUGAUCAGCAAACACCUGGAGCAGAAAGAAGCCUUCCUCAAGGCGUGCACUCUGGCCCGGAGGAACGCAGAGGUGUUUCUGAAGUACAUCCACAGGAACAAUGUGAGCAUGCCCGGAGCCUCCGGUCACACCAGAGGGCCCGAACAGCAGGUCAAAGCCAUUCUGAAUGAGCUGCUGCAGCGAGAGAACCGAGUCCUUCACUUCUGGACGUUGAAGAAGCGAAGGCUGGACCAAUGUCAGCAGUACUUGGUGUUUGAACGCAGUGCCAAACAGGCAUUGGAUUGGAUCCAAGAGACAGGUGAAGUUUACCUGGCAACACACACAUCACCUGGUGAAUGCAGCGAGGAAACACAGCAACUCCUCAACGACUACCAUCACUUCAGACUCAAUGCCAAGCAAACCAAGGAGAAGGUGAAGCUUCUGAUCCAGUUAGCGGACAACCUGGUGGAGAAAGGCCACGCCCACGUGUCGGAGCUGAAGCGCUGGGUCAGCACGGUGGACCGCCGAUACCGAGACUUCUCCCUGCGCAUGGGCAAAUACCAGGAGAGCCUGGAGAGAAGCCUGGGGGUCAGCUCUGAGGACAAUAAAGACUUGGAGUUGGAUAUUAUUCCUGCCAGCCUGACAGACGACCCCGAGGUCAAACUGCGUGACCCCAACCCCGAGGUCAACGAGGAGAAGAGGAAGUCUGCCAGGAAGAAAGAGUUCAUCAUGGCAGAGCUGCUGCAGACAGAGAAGACCUACGUCAAAGACCUCCAAGAGUGUCUAGAGAACUACCUGUGGGAGAUGACCAACGGCGUGGAGGAGGUUCCUGCCGCCAUCGCUAACAAGGAGCACAUCGUCUUCGGCAACAUGCAGGCUAUCUGCGACUUCCACAACAAUAUUUUCCUGAAGGAGCUGGUGAACUAUGAGCAGCUUCCAGAGGAUGUGGGUCACUGCUUCGUCACCUGGGCUGAUAAGUUCCACAUUUAUGUUGAUUACUGUAAGAACAAACCGGACUCCAGUCAGCUCAUACUGGAACAUGCCGGCACCUUCUUCGACGAGAUUCAGCAGAAACGUGGACUGGCUAACUCCAUCUCCUCCUACCUCAUUAAACCGGUCCAGAGGAUCACCAAGUACCAACUACUGCUUAAGGAGUUACUGUCAUGUUGUGAGGAGGGAAAAGGGGAGAUUAAAGAUGGUUUGGAGGUGAUGCUCGGUGUCCCUAAGAGAGCUAAUGAUGCCAUGCAUCUCGCCAUGAUGGAGGGGUUUGAGGAGAACCUGGAGGUGCAGGGCGAGCUGAUCCUGCAGGACAGUUUCCAGGUCUGGGAUCCACGCUCGCUGAUCAGGAAGGGGCGGGACCGACACCUCUUCCUGUUCGAGUUCUCCCUGGUCUUCAGCAAGGAGAUCAAGGACUCAGCUGGAAGAACCAAGUACCAGUACAAGACCAAACUACUGACAUCGGAGUUGGGGGUGACCGAGCACAUUGAGGGCGAUCCAUGUAAAUUUGCACUUUGGGCAGGAAGAACCCCCUCCUCUGAUAACAAAACGGUGCUAAAGGCGUCCAAUAUGGAGGCUAAACAGGAGUGGAUUAAGAACAUCAGGGAGGUGAUCCAGGAGAGGAUGACUCACCUGAAGGGGCCGCUCAAAGAGCCCCUGCAUGUGCCCAAAACACCAGCAAUGACCAAACCAAGGAAUAACGCUAAGAGGGAAGGAGGAGAAGAUGGAGACAGUCAGGGAGACGGCAGCCAACCAGAUACCAUCUCCAUCGCCUCCAGGACGUCCCAGAACACUGUCGACAGCGACAAGCUCUCUGGCGGCUGCGAGCUGACGGUCGUCCUCCAGGACUUCACAGCAGGAUGCAGCACGGAGAUGUCCGUCAGCACCGGCCAGACGGUGGAGCUGUUGGAGCGGCCGAGCGAGCGCCCCGGUUGGUGUUUGGUGCGGACCACCGAGCGCAGCCCCCCCCAGGAGGGUCUGGUUCCCAGCUCCGCGCUCUGUGUGUCCCACUCGCGCUCCAGCGUGGAGAUGGACUGCUUCUUCGGCUCGGGGAAAGAAAACUAUCCCGUGAGCGGCUCUGAUGGAAAGACGGAGUCUGUGGCGGACCUCCAGCCGCAGCCCUCGCUCACCUCGGUUCACUCCAGCUCUCCGGGUCCCAAACGCUCCGGAAACACUCUGAGGAAGUGGCUCACCAGCCCGGUGCGCCGCCUCAGCCACGGCAGCUCCGUCAAGAAACUGCCCAACAACAAACAGAAGAAAACUGGAACAGGAAGAGAGGAGAGCAGGAAGAGCAUCGACCUGGGACCCCCCCUGCAGGACGACAUCAUCGACAAG
Molecule: messenger RNA, 4200 nt
Organism: Gymnodraco acuticeps
Lineage: Eukaryota; Metazoa; Chordata; Actinopteri; Perciformes; Bathydraconidae
Product: kalirin-like
Cellular component (GO): cytoplasm
Molecular function (GO): guanyl-nucleotide exchange factor activity; protein binding
Source: RefSeq, a predicted model, not a curated record